GGAGCCCGGAGCUCGUCAACUGUCAACACGGAUCCUGGACACACAAAAAAAACUGCGCUGCAUUCUCACACGUUGACGAAAAUGUUGGAAACUGCGACAUUUAUCACAAUAUCCCGGAAUAAAACUUUGUGUUUGUAAGACUUUCUGACUGGGGUUACAUCAGGUUUGGAAGGAGGGAUGCCUGUGGAGAGUGGGAGCAGCGCUGCCGCCCGCCAGGCCAAGCAGAAGAGGAAGUCCCACAGCUUGUCCAUCCGCCGGACCAACAGCACCGAGCAGGAGCGCUCCGGCCUGCAGAGAGACAUGCUGGACGGACAGGACUCCAAGCUGCCUCUGUCCCUAAGGAGCAAUCUGCUGGACCUGUUCAGUCAGAUCGAGAGGGAGUUUGAAAACCUCUACAUAGAAAACCUGGAAUUACGCCGAGAAAUAGAAACGCUGAAUGACCGUUUGGCUGCAGAAGGGCAGACUUUCGAAGGGGCAGAUUUAGCCAAAGGAGCACUGAAAACAAAAGCGAGCCAUAGCACCAGCCAGCUGUCACAAAAACUAAAGACGACCUACAAGGCUUCCACAAGCAAGAUUGUGUCCAGUUUCAAAGCGACCACGUCCAGAGCGGUGUGCCAGCUGGUCAAGGAGUAUGUUGGCCACAGAGACGGCAUCUGGGACCUGAGCGUCACCAGGACACAACCUGUGGUGCUCGGUACUGCAUCUGCAGAUCAUUCUGCAAUGCUGUGGAGCAUUGAGACGGGAAAGUGUCUCCUCAAAUAUAUGGGCCAUCAAGGAUCAGUCAACUCGAUCAAGUUCCACCCCACUGAACAGAUGGCUCUAACAGCCUCUGGAGACCAGACGGCUCACAUCUGGAGAUACAUGGUGCAGCUGCCGACUCCACAGCCAGUUGCUGACAUCAGUCAAACACCCUGCGAAGACGACGUGGACUUUUCAGAUAAAGAUGAGGCAGACGUUGAGGUCGAGGGUCCAAACGACUGUCCUUCUGUCCGCAUGGCGACCACGACUCUACGCAGCCAUCAGGGUGUGGUGAUCGCCGCUGAUUGGCUGGUCGGAGGCAAACAGGUUGUGACAGCCUCCUGGGACCGGGCCGCCAACCUGUACGAGGUGGAGACCUCAGAGCUGGUCCACUCACUCACUGGUCAUGACCAGGAGCUGACCCACUGCUGCACACACCCCACCCAGCGUCUGGUGGUCACCUCGUCCAGAGACACCACCUUCAGGCUGUGGGACUUCAGAGACCCGUCCAUCCACUCUGUCAACGUCUUCCAGGGACACACUGACACGGUGACGUCUGCGGUGUUCACGGUGGGCGACAACGUGGUGUCUGGGAGCGACGAUCGGACGGUCAAAGUGUGGGACCUGAAGAACAUGAGGUCGCCCAUAGCAACCAUCCGCACUGACUCCGCUGUCAACAGGAUCAGCGUGUCAGUGAACCAGAAAAUCAUCGCUCUUCCUCACGACAAUCGGCAGGUCCGGCUGUUCGACAUGUCCGGGGUGCGACUGGCUCGACUCCCACGAAGCAACAGACAGGGUCACCGUCGGAUGGUGUGCUGCUCCGCCUGGUGUGAAGACAACACCUCCUGCAACCUUUUCACCUGCGGCUUUGACCGGCAGGCCAUCGGCUGGAACAUCAACAUCCCCGCCCUGCUGCAGGAGAAAUGACCUCCUGCUACUGUCACUUUACUGUGAAACUCCACCCAAAGUCUGUCUUUGGAGCAUCAAACACUCACAUCCUGCGGGCUUAAAAGGUGGCUUUAAAAAAAAAAAAAAGUUAAAUUGUAUCCUUUUUGUCUGUGAAAACUUGUCGCAUGAUGUAAUCGAUGUAACUUCUGCUAUCGCUCAAUGACAUAAAAUUACAGACUUUUAACAGCUGUCUUUUGAGUUUACAGGAGGUCAGUUUUUGACACUUUAAGCUCCCUGAAGUCUGACCUCCCCCAGACUGAGGAGGGCAGGAAAGACAAAAGCACUUAUGCUCGCUGACUACUGCAUCUGUUACGCUCUCUUAACUCAUCACCGCCAAUAUACACAGAUCACACGUGUGUGUGUGGUUAUAUCUUUUUUGCAUGGAAGCCAUUCCUCUCUAUCAAAAAGAUGAAAAAAACAAAACCUGUGUACCAUUGAUGAUAAAAAGCACAGACGUAACAUAGGAGAGGCUUCGUCGUCUUUGUUAAAAACUAAAAAAAAGCAGACGCUAAAGAGUUGGAUUGAGAGAUGCUGAUUUAAGCAAAUCUAAUCUGUGCCACUAACAGCAGAAUUAUGUUCGACUGACUCUUUAAAGGGAAACCCCACUAGUUUUAUAUAAUCAAUUUGGUGUUUUCAGCAGUUAAUCUGUGAUUACUUGGCCAUGUAAUUUCUUAAAUGUCCUGCUUGUUAUGAUUGCUGAACGUUGGUGCAAAAUAAUAGCACAAGAAAGAAGCACUCCCUCUUGUAAUUGACGCUAAAAUUCUUAGCUCAACAUCUAUAAUACACUUUUAAACCGGAAAUCAUAUUGUCACAGCUCGGUUCUGCUGAGCUCAGAUGUUCAGGAGCCACUGUGUGAUAAGUAAUGCACCUUUUUGAAAAUACUUAUAGCUUUUCAUUGCGGUUUUAGAAAAAAAAAACUAUUUGCAGCUUAUGUACGUAGUCAGCACAGUCAGAAACGGAAAACAGCUGAGUUUCAGCUGAUGGCUGGUAGGAUUGUUGACACUUUGGCAAAUAAUGUUCUUAUUUUGUAGUAUAAAUGUAGAUGGCUGUUAAAGGAACUGACAUUUGCUUGAUUCUCUUCUGUGGCCACCUGAGAGAAAUGUGAGUAAAAGCAUUUCUUGUGCUGGCAGUGGUGUUGUGUUAGAACUAGAACGUUUUCUCUCCAGUGUGGAUACAUACGCUUGUAUGUUGUUAGCACUGGAUCAAGAUUCUGGAUGGCUUUCAGACUGAACCUGAACAAGCUUGUUAAAAGUAGGAACUCACUUCUAUAUGACUUAUAAGAAAGGAAACAGUUAUGCCUAAAGCUAAAAAAAAAACAGAUUUAUUCCAACAGAGAGGCGGUGACUUCCAUUAAAGGAAGCUAUAUGUGGUGUUUUUAUUAGUGUCAUUUGCACAACAAUAUCCAGCCUGAAUGGACUGAAAGACACAAAUAUAAAAUCAUAAAUUACUUCUUUAAAUCUUGUGUAAUUGUAACCUAAAAGAGAAAUCAAACACAUAUGAAAUGGUUCAUCUUGCAUUCUUUUGAGGCAGAAGGAGCAAACUCCAAACUGUUAUCUGCACACAAUAUAUAAAUAAGACUCUUGCUUUAAUAAUUAAUGUUUGUAGAGCUUCCAGUAACUAGAGGCAGCACUAAAGUCAGUGAAUGAGGAAGAAAUCCUGUGCCAUUUUUUAAUUUGUGUGAAUUAUAAUUCAAUUUUAAUUUUCAGAUUUAAUUUUCUGCAAUUUUCUUUAACAAAUUUCGCAAAAACACUUGAGUUAUUAAAAUGUUGUUCUGUUUGAUAGCCAUCCAGAUUUCCUGGUCGCAAUGUUAUUGUUUCUCUCCACUGUGGAACCACAACAGUAUGGCUUUUUUCUUUUUUCUUUUUUUUCCAGUGUGGAUGCUGUUUUUUUUUGUUUUUUUUUUCUCUCCCAGUACUGCCACUGGUGUGGUCUCUCUUUUAGUUUGGACAUCUCUGUUUUAUAAACUGAAACUCUUACAUUGGUCACAUACGUCGGCUUCCUGUCCUGUGUGGAGGCUUUAGUGUGUUCUUCACUGACUGUGUUGGUCCCAGUAGACCGGUUUUUCUGCAGUUUGACAUCCCACAUUAUAUUUGAAUGUACGUUGGUCACUCUGCUCACAGUGUUGAAGUCUGGAUCUGACUGCAUUUCUGUUUGUGUAAAGCCAUGAACCAGCCACUGUGUGUCUAGUAGACAGAAAAAAAAGUCAACUCCCUGCCCUGUCGACAGUUUAGAGGCAGAUAGAUGUGUAGACAUUGUACCAUCUAGGCCUUGUGCAGGGAGGAAAGGGGAUUUCAGUGUUUCUGUUUGUGUGCAAUCAAAUCUCUAGUUUGUUAAAGCAGCACCUGUUGAAAUGGUUAUUAGGCAGGGCUGGGUACUGAGACACAAUAUAUAGUGUCCCCUAUGUUAUACUCAUUUUUGGUAUUUGGUACUAGAGUAUGGAGACCUUUUUUCCACCGUAGACACUUUUCCACAAAAUAACUAACCUUUUUAGGAACUAAAGAGCUUCACCCUUGAUUUGACUGCAAGGAACCAGCGUCUAAGUUUACUUCCUAGCCUGCAAAAACUUUACGAUGGCUCAAAUAUUAAUCAUAUUAAUAUUUAUUAUAUCAUAUUAUCACCCUUAAGGGUGGAGUGGCGACUACUAUCAAAAUCAAGGCGAGGGCUGGACAUUUCUUUUAAUGUUAACUGACGUUAAAGUUAUGUAGUUGACUUUGUGACAAAGUCUUUAAAAAAGUCACUUAAAAAAAUGCAGUGUGCGACAAAGAACUAGCAAGUGAGUAAGAAUCAAAACUUUUAUUUUCUAAUUAAUUCAAGGAGGUUAUGCACUAAAAAUAAAUAAACUCAAAACACUCAGCUGAUUGUUGCUGCUUUGCAGACAGCUCUGGUGGUUUCAGCCUUUUUUUCACGUUGUUGUGAUGUCUUUUUUAAAUGUCACAGUUGUGCAUCUGUAAAUUAUAAAGAGCAACACCAUGGCUCUCUGUUGUUUGGACAAAUUGAAGCACAAAGCAGAAAUUCACAAUAAGAGGCAUUUUAGUUCUUGAAUUUAGUUUCUAGUGCUCUUUAGUUCCUGGGACUAUUUGGUCAAAAAGGGGCUUUCAGGAGUUUGGUCAGCUGGUCACUUAAUGCAGUAUAUACAGUAAUUACAACAGUGGGUUUCAAAUAUUAAGCCAUUAGCUUAAUUAUAACGUGCAACAAGAAAAACCCUAAAAGGAAGAAAAUGAGAACUUGUAGCUGCUGCUUGUACAUUUUUAUUGACUCAAAUUGAAAAAUAAUCCUGAAAAUGUGCACUUUAAAUGACAGGGGAAUUCUUCACCCACAAUUUUAGUUCACACAGGACGUGACAAUAAGUAGUUAGACAACUUAAGAGCUUGAAUAAGGAUGAACAGUUUUGUUUUCAGAAGUAAAUGCAUCUAUUGGCUCCCAUUUUUAAUCAUCUUGAGCUCAAACCUUCAGCUAUUUUAUUUGAAAAUUCAUCCACAAAUCUUAAAACGUAUUGAACAAUAUUAAUUUGAAUAAAAACUUAACAUAAUUUUACUAAACAAGUGGACACCGAUAAGUCUACACAGAGAUAACUCUUUGUACUAACGUGACCAUUGGACUAAACUCCCAAAAAAGCCUGUCGAAUCCUU
Molecule: messenger RNA, 5315 nt
Organism: Perca flavescens (yellow perch)
Lineage: Eukaryota; Metazoa; Chordata; Actinopteri; Perciformes; Percidae
Product: WD repeat-containing protein 37
Exons: 14
Coding region: 178-1665 (495 amino acids)
Molecular function (GO): protein binding
Source: RefSeq, a predicted model, not a curated record